AGUUGAAUUUCAGUUUUCUAUUGGAUAUAACACGGCUUGAAAUCGUUCGUAAAAAGAAAAAAAAACCUUCAGUGGAAACACCAGCCCAGCUACAAGCCAAGAGAAAGAGAGAAAAAUAAAUUGUUGUGCAAAGUCCCAUCGAAAAGCAAAGCGAAAAGUUUAGUUUUUAAUAUUUUUUCCUUACGAGAAAAGCGAGUCAAGAAGUUAAAAAAAUUUGUGUAAUCUUCAAUACACAGUGAUACAUCUUUGUAAUAAUAUUAAUAAACUGUUUACGUAUAUUUCUUCUCUGCUAAAAAAAAGUCUAAAUCAUUCUUAGAAUAUUUGCAAAAUAAAUAAUAUUACAUAAAAAGAAAAAGAGAAUCGAGAGAGAAUAUCUAAUAAAAAAAAGAAAAAUAAAUCAGGAAAAAAGUAAGAAAGGAAAGCGAUUUUCUUGGCUUAAUAAAAAAAAUAAAAUAAAAUACGCGGAGCAGUGAAAAAGUCAUUUCGCUAGAAAUUCUUCGAAAACAAAACGUCUUAAAAUUUUUUUUCUUCAAGUGUAAAUAAAGAAUCACGAAUUGCUGUAUAAAAAAUGAGUAUUGCAGUGCUUAUUGAAGCGGCUGAAUUUUUGGAAAGACGUGAAAGAGAGCAAGAGCAUGGAUACGCAACUAGUUUACCCGUUCCGCUUGAGACAACGAAACUUCGAGCGACGACAGCGACUAUUAAAAAACAUUCAAGGGGUGGCAAUAAGAAAACACAGGGGAAUAGGUCAACUCACAACGAAUUGGAGAAAAAUAGGAGAGCUCAUUUGCGAAGCUGUUUAGAGAGACUGAAAGAAAUCGUCCCGCUUGGCUCCGAUACGAGUCGACACACGACGCUAGGGCUGCUCACGAAGGCAAAAAGAUUCAUUAAGAAUUUAGAGCGCAAGGAGAAACAUCAAGCGACGCAAUUAGAACAAUUGACAAAAAAGCAAAUAUUUUUGAAAUGGCGUUGUGAACAACUGAUUUCUUACAAUGAAGCGCUCUGUAAGAGACGAUCUGUAUCGGAAUGUUCUACCUCUACCAUAUCGAGUACAAAUUCAUAUGAACUUACUAGAUCAUCGUCAUCUAUCUGUGAAUCAGAUGAGAUCGACGUUAUCGGGUUCAGCAGCAACCAAUCGGAUUCCGAUGAUCAUUUGUCGGUACAGUCACUGAAGUCAGGCGGAUCUGUCGAUAGUGGCGUUGUUUUGAAGUCCACAUCGCGUUUGACUUUAAGCUCCACUGAAAAUGCACAUCCAAUAAAAUUUAUACGUGCCUCUUUAAAAAAGGAUGAAGAUAAAAAUUGUUUAAAAAGGUUUGAGAUGAUGAAGAAGAAGACGAAAAAAAAAGUGAAGAAGUUGUCGCUCUGCAGCAUCAACCAGCGAGGAGAAAUAAAAAUAAAAAUGAGAUAUCAAACAAACAGUUUUUUUUUGUUUUUGUUUUUGUUUCUUUUUUGUAAAAGCUCAGAUGAUGAAAAAAAAAGAAUUGAACUCGACACAACUUUUCAAUUCUUAACUUUGGCGUAUUUUCUUUUUGGACUCGAGACUUUAAUUCAACUCACAGCUGAGAAAACGACUGAAGGUUCUUUUUAA
Clunio marinus is the source of this 1585-nucleotide messenger RNA. NCBI's taxonomy places the organism in Eukaryota, Metazoa, Arthropoda, Insecta, Diptera, Chironomidae. The record is from the annotation of a GenBank genome assembly.